Molecule: messenger RNA, 1177 nt
Organism: Oryza brachyantha (malo sina)
Lineage: Eukaryota; Viridiplantae; Streptophyta; Magnoliopsida; Poales; Poaceae
Product: NAC domain-containing protein 2
Exons: 2
Coding region: 80-1021 (313 amino acids)
Biological process (GO): regulation of DNA-templated transcription
Molecular function (GO): DNA binding
Source: RefSeq, a predicted model, not a curated record
GCCAUUUCUCCCCCAUUCGAGAACCUCUCAGCACCCACAGGACACAGCCACAGCAGCGGAAGAAGGCAAGAACUCGCGGAUGGGGAUGGCGGUGAGGAGGAGGGAGAGGGACGCGGAGGCGGAGCUGAACCUGCCGCCGGGGUUCAGGUUCCACCCGACGGACGACGAGCUGGUGGAGCACUACCUGUGCAGGAAGGCGGCGGGGCAGCGGCUGCCGGUGCCGAUCAUCGCCGAGGUGGACCUGUACAAGUUCGACCCGUGGGACCUGCCGGAGCGGGCGCUCUUCGGCGCCAGGGAGUGGUACUUCUUCACGCCCAGGGACCGCAAGUACCCCAACGGCUCGCGCCCCAACCGCGCCGCCGGCAACGGCUACUGGAAGGCCACCGGCGCCGACAAGCCCGUCGCGCCGCGGGGCCGCACGCUUGGGAUCAAGAAGGCGCUCGUCUUCUACGCCGGCAAGGCGCCUCGAGGGGUCAAGACGGAUUGGAUCAUGCACGAGUACAGGCUCGCCGACGCCGGCCGCGCCGCCGCCGGUGCCAAGAAGGGAUCACUCAGGUUGGACGACUGGGUGCUGUGCCGUCUCUACAACAAGAAGAACGAGUGGGAGAAGAUGCAGCAGGGGAAGGAGGUGAAGGAAGAGGCGUCAGACAUGGUGACCUCGCAGUCCCACUCGCACACCCACUCAUGGGGCGAGACGCGCACGCCGGAGUCGGAGAUCGUGGACAACGACCCAUUCCCAGAGCUGGACUCAUUCCCGGCAUUCCAGCCGGCGCCGCCGGCGAUGAUGGUGCCGAAGCAAGAAUCGGUGGACGACGCCUCCGGCGAGAGGGCCAACGCAGCCAUCCCAAGGAACAACAGCAGCCUGUUCGUGGACCUCAGCUACGACGACAUCCAGGGCAUGUACAGCGGCCUCGACAUGCUGCCGCCGGGGGACGACUUCUACUCGUCGCUCUUCGCCUCGCCGCGGGUCAGGGGGGCGACGCCCCGCGCCGGCGCCGGCAUGGGCAUGGCCCCGUUCUGAGGCGAACACGACGCAAAUUGCGAACAAACAGAUGGUUGACCAAUCGAGAUGAUGCUGCGACUGCAGCCGCUGUAAAUACAACGCCGCUGGGUCAAGAGAUGGCUCUCGCCGGCGGUGCCGCGGGGUGUAGCGUAGGGAGGGUGGGUGGGUGGGUGG